Messenger RNA from Podarcis lilfordi (Lilford's wall lizard), 21963 nucleotides. Lineage: Eukaryota; Metazoa; Chordata; Lepidosauria; Squamata; Lacertidae. The record is from the annotation of a GenBank genome assembly.
GGCUUUUCUGCCUCGUAACGUAACGCGUCACCCGGCGCGCGCGCCCCGCCGCUCUUUUUCAUUUUUUUCACCUUACCGCGCCGCGGAUUGGCCCGCCUAGGCCCCUCCCUCCCCCCUCGCGCCUGCGCAGCUCCCCUCCCGUCCCUUCAGAGGAAGCGUUCGGCGAUGGAGGACGGCGGCGGCGGAGGGAGCAGCAGUUGCCAGAGGCGGUCUCAGUCGGGAGGAGGGUCGGGCCCCGGCGGCGGGGACGACAAGCCGGCGGCGCUGUGGAGCAAGGACAAGAAGGACCCCAACGCCUCGGCGGCGGACAAGGAGCAGGAGCUGGUGAGCGCUGCGCCGGAGGGAGCCGAGCUGAGUCACCGCCAGGCCCCGAGCCGGGAGUUCGCGGGGACGGCCGUCGCCUCGGCGGCGCGUGACGUCGGGCCCCGAUCUCGCGAGGGGCGGGUGGGCCACAUAAAACCCCCGCAACCCCCCUCCCCCGCGCAGUUAAUUCCCUUGUGGGCAGUGAUUGAUAGCCAGGGAAAUGUCAGCUCCGGACUGUGGGAAGAGCCGAAGGAGCAUGUGCAGAGAGAGCUCUCUGGCAAGCCUACUGCUUCUGAGCAUGUGCAGAGUUCCUCACAGAGGCGAGUGCUUCUGAACAUGUGCGGAAUGCUUUUUUCGGGGGGGGGGGUUGCCUCUGGCAGCCACAGCUGGGCUUAGCGGGAUGUGGAUUUCCUCCCCUCUCCAGUAUUUAGUGUGCGAUGUUUAUAUUGUGCUUUUACGGCUUUUUUUGUUUUAUUUUGAGCUGCCUAGAUAGACUGGGGCAAUCCAGUCAGAUGGGCGACAAACAAACAAACUAAAAAUAAAUACAGUGGUACCUCGGGUUACAUACGCUUCAGGUUACAGACUCUGCUAACCCAGAAAUAGUACCUCGGGUUAAGAACUUUGCUUCAGGAUGAGAACAGAAAUCAUGCUCCGGUGGCGCGGCAGCAACAGGAGGCCCCAUUAGCUAAAGUGGUGCUUCCGGUUAAGAACAGUUUCAGGUUAAGAACGGACCUCCGGAAUGAAUUAAGUACUUAACCCAAGGUACCACUGUAGUGUUGUUUCUGCGGGCACUCACAACCUGGGUAUUCCUGGUAUGCCAAAUGAGACCACUUGCUCAGUGGCGCUAGUAGGUGAGGUAAUAAAAAUUCUAAUGACAAUAAUUAGUGGUACGUAUUUGGCAAUACUUUGGGAUGGGUUAUGUCUGCCACGGUAAGAAGUGGGCUUGCCCUCCCUCUGCUGAGAAUAUUAUGAUUGGGAGGCCCUCCUUCUGUUCCUAGGGGCAGGAAGGUUGUAUCUGGGCAAAUGAACCUGAGUGGGUGUGUUAAGAGUUUAGGAUCUGAUGGUUUCUUCCUAGGUGAGCAAAAUGAAAAUGGGUUAGAUAUGGCAUUAUUCCUUAAUAGGGAAGGGAAUUGCACAGAAUUAAGACUGGUCCUUCAUUUAACUUAAAUGAAAGCCUCCUCAAGUUGGUAGUUAGUCUAGUCCAGUGCUGGCGACAAAUCUGUUUAACUACCUUCCUAGGUGUUUUAGGCAGUCUCAGUGCUUCCUGUCACUUCCCCCCAUUUUCUGAAAAUGUUUAUCAGCAGUUUUGCCCAACAGCUGAGGAUCUUUUGGGCUGGGAGAAAGCGAGCACCACCUCCCACUGCAUAUUGCUGCAAACAUCAGUUGCACUUCAGAGCAACUGAAAGGUCUAGCUGAUUUUCUAGUACAGGAUAAGAUUUUGCAUGGGGGUGUUGUUCCUGGCCCCUGCACGUGUUGGUAGAGCAUGCAGAAGCUUGCCCCUGUUCUGCCCUCUUCCGGGUCCAAAAGGAUCCGCACAUUGUCAAUUGGACAUGUGCAAAAUGGUCGCCAACAGUACAGGUUUUCCAAGAGGCCUGAAGUUUCACAUCUUUCCUUAAUUCCUUACAGUCUGAAGAAGACAAACAGUUACAGGAUGAGCUGGAGAUGCUUGUGGAGCGCUUGGGGGUAAGUUCCCUGUUCUUGACUGGGAGCAUGCGGAAGUUAAAUGGUAAAGCAUUAUGCUUUUCUACAUCAGUAGUAUAGAUCACUGUGUGGUGCAGCCACUCUCUGGAAAGGUAGAGUGCAUGGUGGAGUCUGCAGGCUGUGUUGGUAACAGUCCUCAUUCUCCCCACUCUACCUCCACCAGUCAAAACAAAUUCUCUACUCUUCUCUUCUCCCAGGCCUUCAGCUAAUUAAACAAUGUAUGGCCUUUGAAAUUGUGUGUGGGGUUUGUUUGUUUCCUAGCUACUAUAUUCCGUAAGUGUGGUAUCGUUACCAAAAAAAAAAAACAACAAAAAAAAAAGCUUUCCCUGGUUGCCACCUGGGACACCAGGAGAGAGUCUGAUGAAGAUCUCAGGGCUUGGGCAGGUUCUUAAGAAGGUUAUUGUCUGCAAAAAGUUACCUGUGUCUGUUUCCAGUAACUGUAUGUGGGUUUCUGGUGGCAAAGAUGUAUGUUGACUCACAUUGACACUAUUAGAUAUAAAGAGGCGGUCUUGGAAGUGGUGUUUGGGUGUUGUUGUUUGAUCCGCUCCCACUCCUGAUAGCAACUGAUUUUAUUGUAGGAGCAUGACACUGCUCUCUAUCGACCUGCACUGGAAGAGCUACGCAGGCAGAUCCGUUCUUCCACAACCUCCAUGACUUCUGUACCCAAACCCCUGAAGUUUCUGCGGCCACAUUAUGGGAAGCUGAAGGAGAUCUAUGAGGCUAUGGCUGCUGGGGAGAACAAGGUAUGUAACAUUGUUUGGCCUGAGAAAGUGUUAGAUGUCAUCUCAAGUCUUGCUUUCAUCUCUCCCAGCGCUGCAAGAGCAAAUGUGGAUUGCAAGUGCAUUAAAUUUAUUUGAAAAGAAAGAAGGAAGCCCUUCUGGUAUGGAUUGCAAGCCCACUUCCUAUCUUUGCAGUGGGAGGACUAGUAUUUAGUGGAGUUGGUGCUGCUGUUCUUUGGAAAGAAGUGAACAACCUUUACCUUGAAGCAUUGUGCCUUAGGUAUUUGGUUGGCCCCUAUGGGAACAGAGUGCUGGAUUAGAUGCAGCUUUGGUCUGAUUCAGGGAGACAUAUUUUGAACUGGGGAAGAUGCAAAUUAUAAUAUUGUUUUCAAUUCUGCCGUUCUUCAAUUUAUACCAACCAUAUUCAUGGCUGACCAUAGGAUGCAUCUCUAACACUUGCUUUCUGCCCACAGCGAUUUGCAGCUGACAUAAUCUCAGUUUUGGCCAUGACAAUGAGUGGAGAGCGAGAGUGUCUAAAGUACCGGCUGGUAGGAUCCCAAGAACCCUUGGCCUCAUGGGGGCAUGAAUAUGUCAGGUAAGCAACAAAAGGAGAUAUUUGACUUUACUGAAACUCUGGGGUGUAUUUUUUUGUAUUUUAAUUAUUAUUAACUGAAACACCACCUUCUGUGUAACUCCAGGAGUCAUGCAUAGGGUUCCCAGGUGAUCUCCCAUCCAGGAACUAGGUGGACCAGCUUAGCUUCCACAGAAUUGCUUCAUCAAAUUCUUACAGCAGCUCUGUGCUGUUUUCCAUUGCCAAGCUAAUAUGCUUUAAUCAGCUCAAAGAGUUAAUUAUUUACUUAUAAAAUUUAUACAUUGCUUGAUUGUAAACACACUCAAAAGCAGUUUAUGAAAAGAUAAGACAAUAAAAUCAAGAUAAAUUUACGCUACUUUAAAACGUACAAAAGCUAAAAUGCUAAAGCAGAUUAAAAUUACCUGAACUUUUUAAGCACCUGGGAAUCUUUUUAGCAGGUGCCAGAAAGUGCAAGAUUGGGUGUUAUUAAAAGCUUCGCGUUUAGAUUGUUUGUUGAGAAGGUUGUAAAAUAUCUGUAUAUAAAUGAAUUAAGUUUCUCUUGAGUUAGAUAAGGAAGGGUGAAAAAUUGAAAGUGAAGGCACCUCCUUGAUCUCAAUAGGCAGGGAGUUCCGAAGAGUAGGUGCCACCACACUAAACAAUAUGAUUUUUUUUUUAUUGCUAUAAUUUUAUUGGCAAUUUUGCUUCAUUUGCAGCCUGCUUUGAGAACAGCUAGUCAAAUGUAGGUUAUAAAUCCAACCAGAAAAGAGAUGAAGAAAUACUCUUUCUGUUGUGACUCUUCCCCCUGCUUCUUCCUCUACAGACACUUGGCUGGUGAGGUGGCCAAGGAAUGGCAAGAAAUAGAUGAGGCAGACAAGACCCAGAAGGACACUCUUCUGACCCUAGUGAAGGAGAUUGUGCCAUACAACAUGGCACACAAUGCAGAGCACGAGGCCUGUGACUUGCUUAUGGAGAUUGAGCAGAUGGACAUGCUGGAGGAAUAUAUUGAUGACAACGCUUAUGCCAAAGUCUGCCUCUAUCUGACAAGGUGAGGGAACUGUUGUUUGGUUCUGUGGUCUGUGUGUCUGUGUCUGUGAGUAUGAGUGUGAACUGCUCUGCGGGGCUAGCAUGGAGACUUGGGCUUAAGGAAGUUGGUGUAUUCAGAACCUUCUUGUCUCCACAGACUGGUUCAACUAUUAAGUGGAGGACAGCAAUAAUGAGAUCUAGUUCUUUGGUUUGGUAACGUAGAGGAUACCUAGUUUUUUAAAAAAAUCUGUGGAACUAAGAAAGCCAGCCUGUGGCUUUGAGGUGUAACUGCAUGAGAGGCGCCUGGUAUGGCAACAAAUAAUUAGCCAAGACCCUGUAGGAUCACACAGAAGGACUUGGAAAAUGGAGGGGAGCAGCCUGAUGAAGAGUGGCGGGUAUAGUAUAUUUGCAGGUAUAGAGGAGGCCAGAGAAGAACAUUCUGAAAAACAGCAGCUGAGGGCUAAAAGGAGAUGAGCUUGUGCAGAGUGGGAAGUGUAAAGGUUUAAGAGAGUACAAGAUGGAGAGCUUUGAAAGUGGAGGUAUUGUUCUGUUACUUCACAGUCAACUGAUCUUUGCAUUCCAAUUUUGAUUCUGACACAGCAGUGCACUUCACACGAAGGCUGGAACCACAUCGGCUAGCUUGUGUUUCCACAUGCCCACCCAUCUCUCCACCUUUGCAAUGUAUCAUUUGGUAGGGGAAAAUUUACAGGACUAAAAGGGCAAUUGGAGGAGGGUGUUUAACCCUUGCUUACCUCUUUUCCUGUGCAGUUCAUUCUAUUCUCUACAGUUGAGCUUCCAAGUCUCUGUUGGCAAUAAAAUUCCAACGGGGGACUUGUAGAAAGGUGAUGGAUGGAGGCAGGGUUAAAUACCUUUCCCCCAUUCACUGCUUCACCCUCUUGUAAAUUGUACCAUCGCCACCUUGCAGUGGAAAAUUUACAGUUAAACAAUAUGAAAUGUAAGUUGGCAAAUAAUGUGUAGUUUUGGCCUAAGACUGUCUGCAGAGUGAAUUGAUCUCUUGUCUUGGCUCACAGUAAAGUGUUUUAUUGUCACAAUUUGAGCUGGGAUGCUCCUUGAGUCUGGUAACACUUAUAAAGGUGGAUCUUAUUUACUAGCUGUUGAGAUUUCUGGCUGCUUCAACAAUGGGUGUGUGUGUGUGUGUGUGUGUGUGAGAGAGAGAGAGAGAGAGAGAGAGAGAGAGGGCAAAUAUUUAGCUGUGCAUACAGGUCCCCCUGCAGUCCCCCCGAAUGUUGUAGUGUUUGCCUUCUCAUCCAUUAUUGAGGAAAGAGUUUGCCCAACAUGUUGAUACCACCCAAGCUUCAUCAUCUCCCUCUCUGUCUCUUGCAGCUGUGUUAGCUAUGUCCCUGAGCCGGAAAACUCUGCCCUCCUCCGCUGUGCCCUCAGCAUCUUCCGGAAAUUCAAUCGCUACCCAGAAGCCCUGCGCCUGGCUCUCAUGCUGAAUGACAUGGAACUGGCAGAGAACAUCUUCAUCUCCUGCAAAGAUGUGUAUGUGGGGACCUUGUCUAGGGCUGGGUGUUGUCACAGAGGUCCAGGUUGUUGGGGGAAAAGGAGAGCAGAUAAGUAGUGAGAAGGCCAGAUGCAGUGAGCAAGGCUUGUGUGGCUAUUCUCUCUUAAAUCACAGGUCAGGGCGGGGAAUGGCCUUAGAACUGAUAAGCAAAGAGUGGAUGAACUUCACCCCACAGGCCACAUCUGGGUUCCCAAAAUGUUUUCUGUGACCCUACCAAAGUUUUCAUUUAGUUUUUUUAAUUACCUUUUUUUUUUGCUGACCGCUGACAUUUGUGAUGCCAAAAGGUUUCUGUGAACCUCCUCCUCAAAGUUCCUCCAGAAUUUGAUUUUUAAAAAAUUAAAAAUUGGCCAUGGCCACUUAAACUGGUCACACCUGAAAGGUCAUAGUUUAAUGGUAGAGCAACUGAUUUGCAUUCAGAAAUUCACUUGUUCCAUUCUUGACAUCUUCACAAGUUACUUGCUCUACCCCGGUCUAUAGUGCUUUUGUUGGCUGAAAGCUAGGAAGAUACUAGUGAGGUUUCUGCAAGCCUUGUUAUGUGAGGAAUGGAAUGUUGCAUGCACGGUUCCUUGUGCUAAUAUGCUUGCAUUUUCUGCCCUUUACUGCAGGGUUGUUCAAAAGCAAAUGGCCUUCAUGCUGGGUCGCCAUGGAGUCUUUCUGGAGCUAAGUGAGGAUGUAGAAGAGUAUGAGGAUCUCACAGAAAUCAUGUCUAAUGUCCAACUCAACAGCAACUUUCUGGCCCUGGCCAGGGAGGUGAGUGCCCUGCAGACUGCUAUGAGCUCACACUCAUGGAUGAAAGUGACCAUUGGAUCAUGUAGGGAAGCAGUUGUAUCAGGUCAUUUGCAGAAGACACAUUUAGAAUGGAGCGGAUUGGUGAACAUUGAUUGGAAAUACCAAAUUUAUUAGAGAUGUCUGGGAAUACUUACCGAGGCAGUGAAGUUUAAUUUAACAGAAAACCAUCUGAAACUUUGUUUCCUUUGUCUUUUGCAACCAAAAAUUGAAAUUUAUUGUUCUUGAGAUGAAAUGCCUCUUAAUUAAGGGCCAAGUGCCUCAUAGGCUAUUCAGUUAUCCCCUGUGACUAGGGGUGUGUUACUUGAGAGACCACCUUAUCCCUUAAACUCCCAAUAGAUUGCUGUGAUCUGUGGGAGAGUUUCUCCUGCAAGUUUCUAAGGUCUCAGGAGCCUGUUCUGCAGUAACUCAGAGCAGGGCUUUUAGUGUGGCUUACCUUGUUCUGUGGAAUAACAUUUGUUUUAUGUUUUUAGUUAUUUUCAAUGUACUUCAUCUUCAGAUGGCUGUUUAGAACGCAGUUAAUAAUUUGAGGAUAAUUAUGUUAAUGAUGGAACGCGGGUGGCGCUGUGGGUAAAACCUCAGCACCUAGGACUUGCCAAUCGUCAGGUCGGCGGUUCAAAUCCCCGCGACGGGGUGAGCUCCCGUUGCUCGGUCCCAGCGCCUGCCAACCUAGCAGUUCGAAAGCACCCCCGGGUGCAAGUAGAUAAAUAGGGACCGCUUACUAGCGGGAAGAUAAACGGCGUUUCCGUGUGCUGUGCUGGCUCGCCAGAUGCAGCUUGUCACGCUGGCCACGUGACCCGGAAGUGUCUCUGGACAGCACUGGCCCCCGGCCUCUUAAGUGAGAUGGGCGCACAACCCUAGAGUCGGACACGACUGGCCCGUACGGGCAGGGGUCCCUUUACCUUUACUAUGUUAAUGAUAAUAAUGCAGCAUAGGCUGCAGUGUUGUGUGGGCUGGGCUGGGAUGCAGAAGUCAACUUCAGGGACCCAAGCUCAUUAGAGGCAGAAAUCUCCUCAAUCCUUUUUACAUACCUUGGUCUCUGGAUUGGAGGUUUUGCUGUGGUGUCUUGGGGAGGAAGAGAAGGCUAAGGCUUGCAAGUAGGUUGCUUGCACUGCAGAGCGACUGGGGUUAAAGGACUGACAACUUGGGAGGUCAAGUGAAAGUCUGCUUUGGUGGAGUGGGGUGGGUGGAGUGGGGUGGGCUGACCUGGAGCAUGGCUUCUGAAAAAUGGCAUACAGCCUUUUUUGCAAAAUGUGUAUUAUGGCAACUGAUUGGUCCCCAGUGGAGAUGAGCUAUACAGUGGUACCUUGGUUCUCAAACAUAAUCCGUUCCAGGAGUCUGUUCAACUCCCGAAACAGUUUGAAAACCAAGGCGCAGCUUCUGAUUGGCUGCAGGAGCAGCCGUGUUGGGUGUUCGGCUUCCGAAAAACAUUUGCAAACCAGAACACUUCUGGGUUUGCGGCAUUCAGGAGCCGAUUUGUUCGGGAGCCAAGCCAUUCGAGUACCAAGGUACCACUGUAAUGCUUUCCUGUAAAGUUAGGAAAGCCAUGUUAUAAUGCUGCGGCAUCAUAUGACUAAGAAGAAUAACCUCUUCUUUUCCUUCCAGCUGGACAUCAUGGAGCCAAAAGUGCCAGAUGAUAUUUACAAAACCCAUCUAGAAAACAACCGUAAGUGUUCUACUCAGAGCAGUGGGGUAGCCAUCCAGGCAGCUUCAUCAGGGUCCUGAUGGCAGAACCAAAGUUUAUUCAAGUUACAGUAAAGGAAUUUCACUUAUAAAGUAAAUAAAAAUGGUUUCAUGCUAUGUUACAUAUCUACAGUGAUACCUCAGGUUACAUACGCUUCAGGUUACAGACUCUGCUAACCCAGAAAUAGUACCUCGAGUUAAGAACUUUGCUUCAGGAUGAGAACAGAAAUCGUGCUCCAGCGGCGUGGCGGCAGCAGGAGGCCCCAUUAGCUAAAGUGGUGCUUCAGGUUAAGAACAGUUUCAGGUUAAGAACGGACCUGCAGAACGAAUUAAGUACUUAACCCGAGGUACCACUGUAUUAGAUUUUGAAUGAAAAUAUACACAUUAGCGUGUACUUUAUAUGAAUAAAGUACAUGCUAAUGUGUAUAUUUUCAUUUGUAUAUUGCUAUUAUCUUUAGGCACUCAAAGCAGCUUAGAUACCAAUAUCUAUAGCAUAUCGAGACUGAUAUCUCGAUCAUCAUAGCAAUUUCUAAAAUUCACACAUUGUAAUAUGUAGCACCUAUUACACGGCAUCAAAUCAGUGAGCUUUUAUCAGAGCUAGAAGAGACCUUAUGAAAUAGGCAUGCUUCUGAAGCUCUUAGUAGAGUGGGCCUGGCAAACUUCCCUUGGGAGGGAAUUCCACCACACAGAUAUCACUGCUGAAAUGGCUCUGUUCUUAAGUAGAUGCUAACUGUAAGCAGAUGGUCUGGUUGAGUUUAGCUAUUGCUACUGUUCAUUGAGUUUGUAUCCUGCCCUUCCUCCCAAAGGAGCCCAGGAUGGCAAACACACCCACAAUUUAAAAAGAAAAACAGUCUACUCUACAACAGUUUAAAACAUUUAAAAGCAGAUUCAGUUAAAAACAUAACUUUAUCCAGUGAUCUUGGGGUUGUCAGGAAUAGUAUGAUUAAGCUGCCAACAGGUGCUUGCUGUAAUAUUUGCACAUUUAUUUUGCGACGACUGUGGGUUUGGAAUAAAAAAACUUAAGAAUUAACUGCAGGCAGUGGUGGCACCUGGAGCAAUGUCUUGCCUGCUUAGUUCAUAGGGAUGAACUGGUGUUAUAUGUAAGAGCUGGGGUAUUCCAAACUUUUCAAGGGUUGUCCACGUGCAAGGUAUUAUGAUAGUCCAAGUUGAUAAAUAAGUAGUUCUGCCCGAGCUCUUAGGCUCACCAAAUCACUUGUGCUUUACUUCAAAAUGCUGUGUCUUGUCUUCAUUGUUGCAUGCAGUUUUCUAUAUUAAUCAAGCAAUCAUUCAGCUAGAAAGUGUAGGUGUCUUUAAGAGCUGGUGGCUGCUCACCCUGCAAAAAUGCUGUCUUUCCUUGACUGCCACGUGAGAUGAAUGGGAGAAGUGUGAAUGGAGCGCUGGCUGAGAGGAGGACCUGUUUGAGUAGUUCUAGGCUGACACUGGAGUCUGUCAUCCUCAACUGGCUCCCUCUUGUGCGUUCUGCUCCUUCAGGGUUUGGCGGCAGCGGCUCUCAAGUGGAUUCGGCUCGCAUGAACUUGGCCUCGUCCUUUGUUAAUGGUUUUGUGAAUGCUGCUUUUGGGCAGGACAAGCUGCUGACAGACGACGGCAACAAGUGGCUGUACAAGAACAAGGACCAUGGUGAGUCAGAAGAGGAGCAGGCAGCAGAUGGUCUGCUUGGGAGAACAUUGUGGGGGUGGGGGAGAUGGUGAUCAGAGAGCUCUCCCCUACUAUUUUUCUGUGGCAAAAUUUGACUGAAUGACCUUCUUGACAAGGGCCUGGUGAUACUUUUGUAUGUUAUACUUUCUAACUUGGUGCUCUUGGCCAAGGACUUCAUUCCUGAGGUUUGAAUUCUUUUGGCUGUUAUGGGCUUGGGACAUUUCGUUCAUUGGUACUGGGACUGCUGCAUGUGUGACAUUCGCCCAGUUAAAUUGGUUGCUUCAGGCCAAACUAGGGGUGAGGGGUUUAUUUUCAUAUUUCAUCCGUGGCAUCUGCAUGGAUGAUAGGUGGCCCAGGAAUUGCUUUUAAUUAUAAAACGAUCUGGCAUAAAGCAGAGGGUGGGAAGCAAAUUUUUACAAAGAAGUGUGUGCAUAGGUGUGGAAGCAUCCCCUGCUUUGUGUCCCCAUCCUCUGUCACAUCAGGCACUUUACUUCCCCAGCCUGGAUCUCUGAACGUGGUACAUGAUGGUGCCUCACACCUUUUCAUUUUAAAACUUAAGACCCCUCCCCCUACUUUAUAUGUGAACAGGAAAGGUAUAAACGAAUGAGAUUGCUGCUGCCUUGCCAAGAUUGCUCACUCCAACCCAGGCGUGAGCCAUGUUUUCCUCUGGGUUAGUUCUUCAGAGUGUGAAACCCUCACCAUUUGAUGUGGGGUUGGUUUGACUUUGCACAGCUGAGAGUAUUUGAGUUAGAUCAUGUCUCAUCUGAAAGACAUCUCAUUACUGUGCCAAGCAGUGUCUUGAUGUGAAACACCUAGCUUUGAAAUAAGGGCUAGUCUCUUGACCUUUAAGGCUCUUUGACUUUAACACAAGGUGUUGUCUGAAAGCCUGGAAUAUUUUUGGUAACUGCUAUCUUCUGUUAAGCAGCCUUUGCCAUAGCUGCUUGCGCCUCCUAGUUGUCCUGAACCCCUUUCUUCUUCCUCCCCAGUGUAAAUUUCCAUAACCCCAACGAGACAUGCAUCCUCUCAUUCUCUUAUAAGAGUGUCCAUCUUCACCCUAAGAAGCUUUUACAUUUAUUUUAUAGGGAUGCUGAGUGCUGCAGCCUCGCUGGGGAUGAUCCUGUUGUGGGAUGUGGAUGGGGGGCUUACACAGAUUGACAAGUACCUGUACUCCUCAGAAGACUACAUCAAGGUGGGUGACCUUCCUUUCAGCCUGAGUGUUAACUGCUCACAGCAAUCCAGUCAUAUCAAAAUAACAAGACAGACUCUUUUUAAGAGUAUAGGAAGUUUCUUUACACUGAGACCACUAGUCCAUCUAUCUCCGCAUUGACUCUUAUUAUCAGGUUGGCAUGUGAGGCAUCCGAGUGACAGGUCAUCUGCCCUGAUUCAUCCGGGCAAGGACUACAUAACUCAAGUAUUUAACAUAAUGCCACCCUCCAGUUAAUUUAGCCCUUUUAGCUUACUAGAUACUGUAUAGGCUUGUCAUGACAUUCGUUGUACUUGACAGUGCCUCCCCACUUCCUAUUUUGUGUCCUAUAGUCGGGGGCUCUUCUGGCUUGUGGUAUCGUGAACUCUGGCGUGAGGAACGAGUGUGACCCUGCCCUUGCAUUGCUCUCGGACUAUGUCCUCCACAAUAGCAACACCAUGAGGAUCGGCGCCAUCUUUGGGUGAGGACCUGCCUUGGCUUCCAUUUCCCUCUCCGCAGAGCAUCGCAUAUAUCAUUCUAAGUGACAUGGUAUUCUCUUGCAGGCUGGGGUUGGCGUAUGCUGGUUCUAAUCGAGAAGAUGUCCUGACCUUGCUUCUUCCUGUAAUGGGAGAUUCCAAGUCCAACAUGGAGGUGAGGGAACAGCGCCACAGCCAUCUGGUGCUUCGGUCAGCUGCUUGCCCAGGGGUGGAUGGAUGGGGCUGUGUCUUUCAUGGAGUGUAGAAGGCAAUUAGAAGCAGAGUUUCUGUGCUCUAGCUUGGAGUUUGUUUUUGUGUGAAUGGCCGAGGGCCAUUUAGCUGACUCAGACUUUUAUGUUGUAAUAUUAUGUUGUAAAAGCCUGUUGGUCUAACCUAUUGAUAAUGAGAAGGCAGGUGGACCAAGACCUCUCCAAGUGACCUUGGGAAGGAGGAGGUUCAUAUCUCAGUGCCCUCAGCAUGUUGCCCAGCAAAAUCAAAUUUUGAUAGGAAGUUAGUACAACUAAGAUGCACAGGACUCCAAAAGCAUCCAUGUGGAGAGUCUUCUGCUUGACUCUUGGCUUGGGAGGAUUAGUGAAAAGGUUUAUCCAUUUCUUAAGUUUGCAGAAACACAGACCCUGAAGUGUGAAUGUCAUCUCAAGCCACUUAAACAUGUUUGCCAUGCAGUAGGCAGUGGGCAAACAGUGCUCAAGGCCAACCUAGGAGUUGUGUAACCUUGAGGUUCUGAAUGUCAAUAUAUGUCAAGUCUAGGUUUGAAAGAUGAUCUUGACGCUCUUCUUCUCAUGUGGAAUGGGUCAGAGUUCUUGGCUACCUGAAAAUCCCAUCUGUAGUGGUUUGUUCAGGGGCACAGCAAAGCUAUAUAAACCUUGAGGAAACCAGGGAAUGCUGAACCCAUGAAAUGAUGUGUUUCCUAGUUUCAACUGCUCAGUCUAGUAAAGUGUGACUAGUUUUAAUGGUUGCUUCAGACCUUACCCUGAUAGACUGGCAGCUAUCACUUGGAAAAAGGGGAAAGUUGCCAUGCAUAUUCUUCCCUUUGUGUGCUGCAGGAAAAUAUCAAUGAGCAGGUGUUUCAGCGACUUGGCUCUUGGGAAGUAGCACCGUUUUGCAGGAAUCUGGUGGAUAGCUUUCACUCUGUGGUCUCCUUCAGGAUGCUGCUUACAAUAUGUCUCUGUCAGAAGCAGUAUGUGUCUGAAUUCCAGUUGAGAAUCAUAGAUGGGGGAAGGGCUGUUAUGCUCAGGUCCUCCUUUGAGGCUUCCCACAGGCAUCUGGUUGGCCACUGUGAAAACAGGAUGCUGUAGGCCUAGCUGAGCCAGUGGCCUGAUCUAGCAGGCCCUUAUUGUAUUUUCCAGCUGCAAGGAUUUUGGUGUGACACUAUUUUUCUCCCCAGGUGGCCGGUGUGACAGCCCUGGCUUGCGGAAUGAUUGCUGUGGGCUCAUGCAAUGGAGAUGUUACCUCCACCAUCCUCCAAACCAUCAUGGAGAAAUCUGAGACGGAGCUGAAGGACACUUAUGCCAGAUGGCUACCUCUUGGCCUGGGCUUGAACCACCUUGGUAAGCACAUUCACUAUGGCCAGGUCUGUGGGUGUCAGGCACACACUUGUGUAGUGAGGAGGAAGGGUCUCUGGUCAGAAUUUUUUGGGCUUCUCUUGAGCUGCUGUUGUGAUGUUUCCUACAGGAAAGGGUGAGGCCAUUGAAGCAAUCCUGGCAGCACUGCAGGUCGUGUCGGAGCCUUUCCGCAGCUUUGCCAACACGCUGGUAGACAUCUGUGCCUAUGCAGGUGAGUGGGCUCAGCAUUGUUUUGGCUGUUUGUGAACUGGGUGUUGGAGACCCCAGUCCCAUUUUACUUGUCUUGGGUUUUUCCUCCAGGAUCUGGCAAUGUGCUGAAGGUGCAACAGCUUCUCCACAUCUGUAGUGAGCAUUUUGACUCCAAAGAGAAGGAAGAAGAGAAAGAGAAGAAAGAGAAAAAGGACAAGGAGAAAAAAGAGAACUCUGCCGACAUGGGGGCUCAUCAGGUAGGGUAAAGGUUCCGGGUCUAAGAAAAGGUGAGAGGUCUCUCUCUUGGAUGCUGUGAGUGAGAGAACAGGAGCUUGUGGGCAAGGCAAACAUGUGGCAUGUGCUGUGUGUGCAGAGGUUCCCAGGCUCAAUCCCUGGCAUUUUUACUAGAAACAUCAAAUAGCCAAUGAUGGGAAAGAGCCUCUGCCUGAGACCCUGGAAAGCCUCUGCCUGUCGGAACUGAUUCUACUUGGUUGUUCAAACAGUUUGGCCUUGGUAUACGGUUGAUUCCUGUGCUCCCAACCUAGACAGAUGAGCUGACAGCUGCAUAGACAAAGGUCAUUCUGCUCCUUGGUAUUGGGAUUGACUGACUGUGCAACAAGACAAAAAAAAAAGUCUGUUUAAACAAUUUUAAAUUGUUGCCUUGGGUUUGUGCUUGAAAUGAAACCACCAGCUUAGUGAUAUGUUCAGAAAUGAUGAAAAAAUAAAUCCUGAACAAAUGCCAUUGGUUAUUUGCUUGUAGGGUUGUAUAAUUGUAUAUGCAUGGUAACAAUCACCACCAAAAGCUGGUCUUAAAAUGCAGUUUUGGUUGUACCAGCCCAGAAGUGUGGGUCCUUGUUCCUAACUAAGGAGCAGUUGCUGAUAAUUUGCAUCAUCAGCUGGUUGUAAUGUCCUCAAUUAUGUCCUUUCCUCAUCUUGAAAUCAGCACAAGGGCGCUCUUUCACUCCAUGGAGUAUUUGAAAGCACUUGGUCAUGGUUGUAGGAAUAAUAGCAAGCUGCAUUAUACUGGGUGUUGACACACACUGGCAGUGACUCCAGGAUUUGAAACUGGGGACACUACCAGCCCUAGUUGGGCGAUACCAUGGAUUGAGCUUGUAUGUAAACAGGUGCUUUACCACUGAGCCAUAGCCUUUCUUCAAAAUACUAGCUGCUAAUAUUUUAUUGCCCAAUUGGAUGGUGUUGCCUUCCUGUUUGGCGAAACGUGAUUUAAUUCUGCUAGUCAUGGGUAGGGCCAUAUGGGGCACUGUGGAAUAAAGAGUCCUGAACUAAACCAAUGGACAGCAACGAGCCAAAACUGGACUGACAGAUUUGAGUGCAAAGUUAGUACUAGCCUGGGAAACCAUUUUUCUUUCUUACUCUCACAAUAAAAAGCUAUGAGGCAGUCUUAGGGUGGCCUUGCUUGAGGAAGUUGAGAUGCCACAUUUAGUUUGGGGAAAAUGUGUUUCAUCCAUGUCACAAGGUAUCCUGUGGUUUCGGAAUUUGUAUUUCCCUCUGCAGGGAGUAGCUGUACUGGGGAUUGCACUCAUCGCUAUGGGGGAAGAGAUUGGGGCGGAGAUGGCUCUGCGCACCUUUGGUCACUUGGUGAGUAAGAUGGUGUGGGGGAAAUGCUCUCUCCAUUUGGGGGCAAAGAUUGCCACUUGGGAUCCAGUGUGCAGCCAGGGAUCGUUCUGUGUCAUUGGCCAGCCCUGCCGUAGUCUGAACUGAAAAACAGAAUAAAUUUGCCUGCUGUUCCAACCCUUUGUCUGAAUUCCUUUCUCAGUGAAGCCAAGUUUGCCACAAUUUUGAAAUAGUUUUGCAGGACUAAUGGAAAAGAGAGAAGACCUUCCAGGAUUACAAGCCAUAUUCUUCAUUUAGCUCUACAAAUAAGGGAUUGGUUUGCUCUUAAAUUUGAGCAGCACCUACCAUUAAGUCAUGACAAGGGAAAUACUGUUUGUUGGAAGGGUGGGGUAGAGGAGAGCCUUUUGACUAAAAAAAAAAAAAAUCUGUCUUGUGUGAAUAAUGCAGAUCAGACUAGGUCUCUGGAAUGUCCCUAGUUGCCUAGGAAUGUGUUGCUUCAACAUGCCUUUUUUUUGGUGUUUGUGUGUAAUACAGCUAGAUAUAUUAAGUCUACCCUGAUAGAAGAAUUCUGAACUGGAAAUGUGUCUCCUAAGGGACUGCACUGACACUGGGGAACAAAGUGAAAGUCUGUCCUAUCCCGUUCAUUGCCUGCAAGUUCCAAGAUCUACAUUCCAUGUGUUCCAAAACAUUUCUUGGCCCUGGUUCACAUCACAAUUUAUACAGGCUUGCUGGGUGGUCUGCACUCUGGUGCACCACUGUAAAGGGAGGGUGACCUCAGCCAAGGAAAUACUGCUGCUGCUGCCCCUGUGGGCUGCACUGCUCCCACCCCUGGUCUGCCAGCCGUAUGCAGGGUGUGAGCUGUGAACCUAAAUGAACAUUGCGUUCCUGAGAAUUUAGGAGGGGCAGGAGUUGCAGUUUGAAACCACAAAGCUUUGCAUCUAACAUGUUUUAGGGUUUGUUGAGACUUUAGCUUUGCUUUCUCUGUGGAUAAACUGGAUGGUUGCUACAUAUUGUCUGUGUGAAGCCUUGCUGCUAAGAGAUUGGAGUUACUUUUUGUUACUCUGGCAGCUGGUGGAUGCUCUGAUGCCUCUUGGACUGCUGCUGCAACCCUCAGAAAGGCUGCAUUUUUGUCUUUGGUUGCGUGUGUCAGAGUGUGCGUAGUGCUCUGCAAUCCUGGCCUCACCUUCUCCUCUUCCUUCUACAGUUGCGGUAUGGGGAACCCACUCUUCGCCGAGCUGUCCCCUUAGCCCUGGCCCUCAUCUCUGUCUCUAACCCCCGCCUCAACAUACUUGACACCCUCAGCAAGUUUUCCCAUGAUGCUGACCCAGAAGUGUCCUACAACUCUAUCUUUGCCAUGGGCAUGGUAGGCAGCGGUAAGCACAUUUAGAAUCUUGGGUGACUGUGCAAGCCAUGGGCCAAUGGGGAAUCCGUGCAGUUGGUCUGAAAUGCCUUCUGACGAUCCAGAAUGCUCUGGUGUUUAGAAUACAGCAUUGACAAGUGCAGAGGAGAGGUUAGAUUCAUGCAGGCGCAAUCUCCAAUUGCUUGGGGGAAAGCCCUGAAGAGGAGGGAAUUUAGGUGGCUAUAGGGAGGUGAGGACUUUCAGUCUUGGCAACUGAUCCAUGGGGCAAGACCUACCAGGGAGGAACCACUGUGCUCAUUAGGCACGACAACCCGCCCAGUCUGUGCAGAUCGUGCUCUUGCUGAUAAAGAGUUAACUCCAACUUCGAAUGGUGUGAUUUACUGUUGGCUCGCUUCUGACACAGUGUUAAGUCUAUUUCGGAGAAAGCGAGAGAAAGUAUUUAGUGGCACUUUAAAAACCUAAGAAUUUAUUUUGGUACGGCAUCAUAGGAAGCUGCUGUACACAUGGUCAGACCAUUGGCCUACCUGGCUUGGUCUUGUCUGCUCUGACUGGCAGUGACUCUGCAGGGUUUCAGGUGGAGGUCUCUCCUGGCCAUACCUGCAAAUGCUGGGCUCUUGCAUGCGAAAACAAACUAAAAUGAAAACUGAAAAUAUGUGGACUGCAGUGCCCCUCUAUACAUUCACUUCAGUUUUUCUUCUCCCCCAUUAAGCAUGAGUUAAAAUAUGUGCAAUAACAAAGCUAAAAUCUUUUGGAUAUUUCUGCGAUGGGAGAUUAAGGGCUGUACCACCCUGCAGGCCCUUUACAUGCCCUAAGUUGCACUCCCUAUGCAACCUCCCCGUGCAUACCUUUUCAUUUUGUCUAGUGGUAGGGGGAAUCCCCCUUGUUCGCAACAGCAGUCCCAUGUCCUAGCCAGAAAGUGAUUGUGGGAGCUUGGCCUUUUUUAGUUGCUUCCUGAUCCCUCCUUUCCGGACCCCACAGGUACCAAUAAUGCCCGCCUGGCUGCAAUGCUUCGACAGUUGGCACAAUAUCAUGCCAAGGAUCCCAAUAACCUCUUUAUGGUGCGGUUGGCCCAGGUAAGUGGCUCAGCUUAAACUCUGCCCCAAGCUAGUGGGUAGCAUUGUUAACUUUAGAGUUGUUAAACAGCUAGAUGAAUAUACCAAAUAUUAUUAUUAGGCUGUAUCUGUGAUUAACAUUCUCAGCAGAAAGUGACUUUUGAUGAGACCUGAAAUUUAGGUGGGUUUUUGUUCUCCUUUUGUACUGUGCCAUUAUUCCUAGGCAGAGAUUUCACAGCAGCAGGACUACGUUAGGGUUGCUAAUGGGCUUGCUUUGAAGUACGGCUGCAGGGUUUUGCAGCAGUGGCGGAAGGGGGGCUGCAGAGGUGUGUGUUCAGGGGGUGUCUGUAUGGGAUUGUUGUGUGUUUUGCUGUGCUGAUUUUCAUUCCCCUUGGUGUGCUUCUAUCCCCACUAAAUAUUACCAGAAGACAGAUGCAUUUUUUUUCCUCAGAGGAGAGAAAUGUAUUUGAAAAUCCCCCCCUCUCAGUUUUGCCUCUGUCCUGUUUUCCGAAUAAUAUUUCUCCAAUGCUGUCAGUGCCCAUGGCAUUUUAAAGAGUAACUGCAAGAAAAGGCAGUAAAAUAAUAAUAAUGCAUCGAGGCAGCCUGUGACUGUAAAAAAUUAUGCAGAUUGGGCAGAUUUACAGAAUUUUUGCACUGUGUAAUCUGUUUAUGCUCGUCAUUGGGUGGAGCAAGGGGCUAUGCAGAGCACCAAAGCCCCUGCUCUGAAUCCUGGGGACCAUAUUCAGCUAUACCCUUCAGUCUUUCAAGAUUCCCACAAGCAUUGCCCAUGCAUCAAGCACUUAAAGGAUCAUGAUGCAUUUGCAACCCUGAAGAGCAAUUGGAACUCAAGCAGCUUAUCAUCUUUCUGAGAAAGAAACGGGAUUUGGUGCUUUGUAAAAAUAAUAAUGAUGAUGAUGCACUUUAGUACCGCAUGGAAGCUUUUCAUUCUGUGAAAAUUAUUUGGAGUCUUGGGACUUGCAUUUCCAAACAGUCCCUGCUGUGACCUGUAUCUCUGUCAUGGUGUGGAGGGUUGUCUUCCUGUAGAAGGAAGGAAAGCUAGGAGAGAGGGUGGAGGGAAAGGGAGCAGGUCUUCAAGGGUUGGUGAAGCACCACCGCCGGGUACUCGGAGCAGAUCCAUGGUAGCAGUUUGGAAUGAUAAUGCAUACACACUGCUGACUUCUUACACUCCUCACAUAGUGACAACAAGUCCUGAAUAACCAAAUGUUUGGUGUUUAUUAAAUGUUAGGUUUAUGUCCCAUAUUUCAGUUGAAUGAACCUCAAGACUGCUUGCGAGUGGUCCUUUGGUCCCAGCCAUGGAUUUCCCCAUCACUAAUAUAUUUUCUGCUUGCUAUGCAGGGCCUGACACACCUUGGGAAAGGGACCCUCACUCUUUGUCCUUACCACAGCGAUCGGCAGCUCAUGAGCCAGGUGGCCGUGGCAGGCUUGUUGACUGUGCUGGUGUCCUUCCUUGAUGUCCGUAACAGUAAGUAUUGACCCCUGGAGUUGGGGAGUAUAAUUGGCCGGCCCCUUUAAUGGUGAACUCUGGAAUUACUGUAUUUUUCGCUCGAUAACACGCACCCGGCCAUAACACGCAUGUAGUUUUUAGAGAAGGAAAACAAGAAAAAAAAUAUUCUAAACGAAACAGUGGAUGUAUGAUUUUUGUGGUUCAUGCUGUGGCCACAGACAUGUGAUCUGACGGUGAGUUUGGGGUAGCCCAAUGCAAAAAUCCUGAGGAUCCAUGUGGAUCCAUGUUUGUAACCAUGUUUUUGCACCACUGCGGCCCCAGGCAACAGUGGGUGUGUGAUUUUUUUGGUGCAAACUGUAGCCAUGGACAUGCUAUGUGAUCUGAUGGUGAAUUUGGGGUGACCCAAUGCAAAAAUCCUGAGGAUCCAUGUGGAUCUGUGCUUUGUAACCACGUUUUAAGUGGGGAAGGAAGGAAAAGCACUCAAGGGACAAGGAGCACACGUGGAGCAAGCUCUGCUUCUCUCCCUCCCCCCCCCCCUUAGCGAGCUGAAAAACUUUGCUGGAGGGACAGAGAGCCUGCUUGCUUUAAAGGAGCCUACCGAGUGUAAGCGGCUCCUCUCCCGCUUUGCUCCUUUAAAGCUAGCAGGCUCUGCUUCUCUUCCUCCUCCCCCCCCCUUAGCGAGCUGAAAAUCUUUCCUGCUAUUUCCAGCAAAGCAGGAGAAGAGCUGCUGAGUGGGGACGAGAGAGAUACAGAGAGCCUGUUUGCUUUAAAGGAGCCAACUGGACAGGAGCUGCUUACACUCCUCUCCCCUCCCGCUUUGCUCCUUUAAAGAAGCAGGCACUCUGUCCCUCUCUCCUCCCCAUUCAGCAGCUCUUCUCCCGCUGGAAACCAUGGAGGAGGGAAGCAUUCGCUCCGUAACACGCACAGACAUUUCCCCUUACUUUCUAGGAGGAAAAAAAUGCGUGUUAUGGAGCGAAAACUACGGUAAUUACUUUUCAGUGGUUAAGAGACUUAAUUCAUUUUUACUGGAGGCAGGUGCCAUCAUUAGAUGUUUUUGGCCCGUGUUUGCAGCCAUCAUUCAGAUGUGAACAGUUGAGAGUAAGUGGAGGAGUUCUAGGUGUCUAAUUCUGGAACUCCUUUCCUCUAGAGAUCCACAAAGCUUCAAGGGAGAAGCCUUAGUACACAAGAUCCUUAAUUCAGUGCUCCUAGAAUUCUCCUUUCUCUUUAGCUUGAGAUCCUGGAGAGCUUUCGUAAGUCAGGCUUGAAAGUUAUCCAGUUUGGUGGGUCAUUGUUCUGACAUACAUAAAGGAUUCCUUCGUAUGUGUCUGAGCCUAGACUUCCGGGCCAUAAUCCUGCUUCGGUUUUGUACUGGAGUAUAAGUCCAUGCACCCAGUGGCAGUAGAGAAUAGCAUAUGCACAUUUAAAUUGCCACUUGGAAAAAGACAAAGAAAUAUGGUAAGCAUUCUCCUGUGUCUUUUGCUAAGGAGAGCUUGCUUGGCUGAUGAGGACCAUGUCCUUUUUGUGUUCUAGUUAAAUAAAAAGUGAGAAAGUGCUGUUGAUGAUCAAAGGAAGAUAAUGAUAUUUCUCUUCUAUAUUACUGUGCAUCAAAAUGGUGGUUGAAUCAAUAGAUAGACAAGAUUUUUUUAAAAAAUAUGAUUCAUUGAUCCCCAGAAUUAUGUCUCUGUCUUCUACUGGUGAACAGAUCUAAUCAAGUAUGACAGCACCAUUGGAUUGGAUAAGGGAAACUUCCUUAGUGGACCAGUCUCUGCAAGCCUUGACUUAUGUUUUCCUUUCUCUCCUAGUAAUUUUGGGGAAGUCCCACUAUGUACUGUAUGGCCUUGUGGCUGCCAUGCAGCCACGCAUGCUUGUGACCUUUGACGAGGAGUUGCGCCCCCUGCCAGUGUCUGUGAGAGUGGGGCAGGUAAGUAGGCUCUGAACAGAAGCUGGGAGGGUCCCUGCUUUGCUUGGGGAUCCCAUGGGGCACUGGACUUUGGCUGUUCAUGGGUUACUAUGGGUAGCCUUAGUGGAGAAUGGGGAUCUGGGGCGCUUUUGUUUCCUGACUUCCCUGAAGGCUUGAUCAGGGCUAAGGAAACCCUGCACCAGAGGGUUGGGGGAGCAACUUCCCUGUUCACUAGCACUAACCUCUGGCCUUCCUCUCAGGCGGUGGAUGUGGUAGGCCAGGCAGGCAAACCGAAGACUAUCACUGGCUUCCAGACCCACACAACGCCAGUGCUGCUGGCCCAUGGUGAGCGGGCAGAGCUGGCUACAGAGGAGCACUUGCCAGUGACACCCAUCCUGGAGGGCUUUGUUAUUCUUCGCAAGAAUCCCAACUAUGAUGUCUGAAUUGCCUGAGGUUUUGGGGUGGGGUGGGAGUGGGGAGUAGGAUGCGGCACUGUGAGGAGGGACUAGCCUCCUCCGUCUUUUUUGUUACAGAAGGAGCUCUUCUUAGGAAAAUAAAUUGACCCGAGUUAAUUUGGCUUCCCGUUUGUUCUGUUCUGAUCUUCCUAUCUGUAGAAUGGAGGUAACCAGAAAUCCCUUGGCCUUUACUUAGGAAUAGGGAAGGUGGGUUGUAAACUGAUUGGGCUCUGCACAGGGCUGCCUGUAGUUUCCCAGGAGCAGCUACAACCUGGACACUGUUAUUAAGAGGUUUGUGUAGUUGACAUCUAUCAAUGAUUGAACGAAGUGUCUCAUAUUCAUCAUUACACUUGAAAAGGGCAAGGAGAACUUGGGUGGUUUUUUGACAGUUGGAAAACUACUUGGCGAACAUUGUAAUGCUUGAAAAGAAAGGAUUUCCUUGAGAACACAGACUACAGAGGUCUAUAGAUUACAAGAAAACUGGGCAGAGGGCUGAAGGACCCUCGCCAUUGGAAGAUUCCAAGUCUUAUCUGUGUCGUAUCCUGUCCCCCUGCUUUGAUUACAGGGUCAGUCCACGUUGCCAGCAUGCCUUCUAGCUUGGUGGUAAGCGCAGGUAUUUAAAAAUGCAAGACUCUUGCAGAAAUUGUUCUGCUGUGGCUCCCACAAUACCCAGUAUUAAUUCACAGAAUAUUGUCAGAUCCUUCCAGACCAAUAAAGUGGCUGCAUUUCUCUAGUAAAGAAAUGCAGCAGUUCAAGAG